Stereum hirsutum FP-91666 SS1 is the source of this 2266-nucleotide messenger RNA. RefSeq names its product chaperonin GroL. Gene Ontology annotation, molecular function: ATP-dependent protein folding chaperone; ATP binding; protein-folding chaperone binding. Lineage: Eukaryota; Fungi; Basidiomycota; Agaricomycetes; Russulales; Stereaceae. The transcript is spliced from 4 exons. The record is from RefSeq and is a predicted model, not a curated record. The coding region runs from base 73 to 1884 and encodes 603 amino acids. Gene Ontology annotation, biological process: apoptotic mitochondrial changes; protein refolding; protein import into mitochondrial intermembrane space. Gene Ontology annotation, cellular component: mitochondrial matrix; mitochondrial inner membrane.
CCAAACCUUUUCUUCUUGUUCUCGUUCUCUUCUUCUGUCUCCUUUCCCCCCUUUACCUUUCUCGAGCCUACCAUGCAUCGUCUCUCGUCGACUUCUUCGCGCUCUAUCCGUCGCGCUGCUCAAAAAAGCGUCCUGAAGACGCAAACGCGAGGUGCUCACAAGGAGAUUAAGUUCUCCAACGAAGGAAGAGCAAGCAUCCUGAACGGCGUCGACGUUCUCGCGAAUGCCGUUUCUGUUACUCUCGGUCCUAAGGGUCGUAAUGUGAUCAUUGAACAGAGCUAUGGUGGUCCGAAGAUCACGAAGGACGGUGUUACGGUCGCGAAGUCGAUUACGCUGAAGGAUAAGUUUGAGAACCUCGGUGCAAGGUUGGUCCAAGACGUCGCUCAAAAGACGAACGAAAUUGCCGGUGACGGUACUACGACCGCCACCGUGCUUGCUCGUGCCAUUUACGCCGAGGGUGUGAAGAACGUCGCAGCCGGUUGCAAUCCCAUGGAUCUUCGUCGUGGCUCUCAGGCUGCCGUCGAGCGGGUUGUCAGCUUCCUUUCUGCCAACACCAAGACCAUCACUACCACCGCUGAGAUUGCUCAGGUCGCAACCAUCUCAGCAAACGGCGAUACUCACGUCGGUAACCUCAUUGCGCAGGCGAUGGAGAAGGUUGGAAAGGAGGGCGUCAUCACCGUCAAGGAGGGCCGUACCACUGAGGACGAGAUUGAGAUCACCGAAGGCAUGCGCUUCGACCGUGGCUUCAUCUCACCGUACUUCGUCACCGACGUCAAGGCACAGAAGGUCGAGUUUGAGAAGCCCUUGAUCCUCCUCAGUGAGAAGAAGAUCAGCCUCCUCCAGGAUAUUCUUCCAUCGCUCGAGGCUGCCGCGCAAGCCAGGCGGCCCUUGCUCAUCAUCGCCGAGGACGUUGACGGUGAGGCUCUUGCCGCCUGCAUCCUCAAUAAGCUUCGUGGUCAGCUCCAGGUCGCCGCUGUCAAGGCUCCUGGCUUCGGUGAUAACAGGAAGAGCAUUCUUGGUGACCUCGCCAUCCUUACCGGCGGUACCGUAUUCACCGAUGAGUUGGACAUCAAGCUCGAGAGGGCGACCCCGGAUCUCCUGGGUACGACUGGCGCCGUUACCAUCACUAAGGAGGAUACUAUCAUUCUCAAUGGAGAGGGCGGCAAGGACGCCGUCCAGGCUCGUUGUGAGCAGAUUCGCUCUCUCAUCGCGGACCCUACGACUUCCGAUUUCGACAAGACGAAGCUGCAGGAGCGUUUGGCGAAGUUGAGCGGUGGUGUUGCGGUCAUUAAGGUUGGUGGGUCGAGUGAGGUCGAGGUCGGAGAGAAGAAGGACCGUUAUGACGACGCUCUCAAUGCGACUCGCGCUGCCGUCGAGGAGGGUAUUCUCCCAGGUGGUGGUGUGGCACUCCUCAAGGCUUCUCUUGCCCUUGUCUCCUCCUCGCCCGGCGCACCAAACUCGGCCUCCUCCUCAUCUAUUGCCUCCAACCCGAACAUCACCCCGAUUCCCACUGCAAACUUCGACCAGGACCUCGGUGUGUCCAUCAUCCGCCGUGCUCUCACUCAACCCGCGCGUACUAUCCUUUCGAACGCCGGCGAGGAGUCAUCCGUCAUCGUUGGGACCCUCACUGCAAACUACGGUGCGGCCGACAAAUUCGCUUGGGGAUACGACGCUAGCAAGGGCGAGUACGUGGACAUGAUCAAGGCCGGCAUUGUCGACCCGUUGAAGGUCGUGAGGACGGCGUUGGUGGAUGCUGCUGGCGUGGCGAGCUUAUUGACGACAAGCGAGGCCUGCAUUGUUGAUGGCCCGGAGGAGAAGCCUGCCGGAGGGAUGGGUGGUGGAAUGGGUGGAAUGGGUGGCAUGGGCGGCAUGGGCGGCUUCUAAACCAUUCUUUUGGUUUGUUCCGUUCCCAUAUCACUGCUCUCAUCUUUGGUCUCUUCAUCACCGUUCAGCGCGGUGGCAAAAGUAUCGUGUCACGUUCUUCUUUGUUCGGGUUCCUUGCUACCUUAUUGCAUCUAUCACGUCCCUCACGCCCCCCACUCCCCACGGUCCGUUCUGCUGCAUCUAACCUUGCUUCCGCACUUCGUCAUCCAUUAUACGCGCUAUGUUUUUUACGCUUUCAUUCUAUAUCCGUACAUACAUUACUCACCGUGCACUUCUUCGUAGUCAAGUUUGACGUUAGGCUUUCAUAACCACCACUCAGUCUCAUAUUGUCGUCUCACUACUCGCAUGUACCGUUGAAAUCGCAAGCUCAACGUUCACUCUC